AUUUUUCUAUCUUUGCAUAUCCAUACAGUGACAACAUGUGCAAGUUCAGUCUAAGUGCAGGUCUCUGUUUGAUCAUCGCCAGUUUCGCCUCUUCCUACAGGCUGGUGUGUUACUAUGACAGUGAGGCUGAAGAUAGACCGGAUUAUGGGAAGUUCACAGUGUCAGAUAUUGAUCCAAACCAGUGUACCCAUCUGAUCUAUGCCUUUGCUGACAUAAACGACGUCUAUGAGGUGGUCCCCAAGAAGGAAACUCACGAACAAGGCUAUCAGUCCUUCAAUGGACUCAAAACUAUGAAUCCACUGCUGAAAACCCUGUUGGCGGUUGGUGGCUUAACUGUUAGCACACAAAAGUUCAGUACAAUGGUGGCAGAAGAACAAAGCAGAUCAAAGUUCAUCCAGUCUGCUUUAAAAAUACUGAGAGACAAUGGGUUUGAUGGGCUAAACCUUGACUGGAGGAACCCCGGCAGUGUUGGAAGCCAACCACAGGACAAGCAGGGAUUCACAAUGUUGUGCAAGGAGCUAAAAGAGGCCUUUGUGACUGAGGGAGCAAACACAAGCCGUACCAGAUUACUCAUCACUGCAAGUGUCUCUGCUGAGAAAACAACCAUUGAUGCCAGUUAUGAAGUCUCAGAGAUUGCCAAGCACCUGGAUUUUAUUAAUGUUCUGACAUUUGACUUUCACGGACCAUGGGAAAAUGUGACAGGACAUCACAGCCCCUUAUACCAGGGAUCCGAAGACACUGGAAACAAAAACUACUCAAACACUGACUUUGCCAUGCAGUACUGGCAUGACCAGGGAGCACCAAGACAAAAGCUCAAUUUGGGGAUUGCAGCUUACGGCCGAGCUUUUGACCUCUCCACUAAUGCCAGUGGUAUUGGAGCACCAGUCAAGGGUCCUGGUGAAGAGGGCUGCUACACCGGUGAAGAUGGAUUCUGGGCCUCCUAUGAGAUUUGCCUUUAUCUUGAAGGAGUUCCAACCCAGCUGAUUACAGACCAGGGAGUUCCAUUUGCUGUCACAGAAGAUCAGUGGGUUGGAUUUGACAACAAAGACAGCCUUGAUACCAAGGUCACUUACCUAAAAACAAACAACUUUGGAGGAGCCUUUGUGUGGUCACUGGACCUGGAUGACACCAGCGGGAUGUUUUGUAAAAUGGGCAGCUUCAUCAACCACAUGAAGACUCUCCUGUCUCGAGGUUCUACAACAACUCCCACUACCACACCUACAGCAACAUUCACUUCCAAUUCCACUUUGAAACCCACUCCCACAACAAUUACCUUUAGCACAACUACAACCACUUCUCCGACCACAAGCAAAACAACUCUGAAAAACACUACCACCCCCCCUAUCACAACCACGACUAUUACCAGAACAAUCUUCACUACCACAGCACCCCCUACCAGAGCUCCCCAUACCACAACAACCUCUCUUACAACAACCACAACUUCUCCACCUACAACCAUGACAACCCCCCGUACCACAACAAUGUACAUUACCACAACCUCAGCAAGUCCCACUACAGCUACAACUGCUGUGAGCACAACCACAACAACCUCAUAUACUACAAACACAACUUCUCCUCCCACAACCUCAACAACCCCCCCUACUACAACAAUGCCCCCUACCACAACCUCAACAACCCCCCCUACUACAACAAUGCCCCCUACCACAACCACAACAAUGCCCACUACCACAACUCCCCUUGCAACAAGCACAACCAAUCCUACUAUAACCGUAACUUCUCCUACUACAACCACGACCACCCCCCCUUACACAACCACAGCAACUCCUACUUCAACCACAACUGCCACUGCUACCACAACUCCCCCUAGCACAACAACAACAACGGCUCCUACAACUAGCACAACUUCUUCUUCCAAAACCAUGACAACCCCUCCUACCACAACAAUGCACACUACCACAACCACAGCAAGUCCAACUACAACCAAAACUGCCCCCACCACCAAAACUCCGCCUACUAUCACAACAACCUCUCCUACUAGAACCACAAUGCCCUUUCCAACAACCACAACAAAGCCCACUACGACAACAACACCCCUGACCACAACUUCUCCUACAACGACCACAACUUCCCCUCCCACAACAAUGCCCACUAAUACAACCCCCUCUACCACAACCAUAGCAACUCCCACUUCAACCACAACUGCUACUGCUAGCCCUAGCACAACAACAACCUCCCCUACAACAAGCACAACUUUUUCUCCCACAAUCAUGACAACCCCUCCUACCGCAACAAUGCCCACUACCACAACCACUCCAACUACAACCAUCACUUCUCCUACGACAACCACCACAACCCUUCCUACCACAACAACCUAUCCUACUACAACCACAAUGACCCCUCCCACAACCAAAACAAUGCAGACUACCACAACCACAGCAAGUCCCACUACAACCAAAACUGCCCACACUACCACAACUCCCCCUACCACAACAACAACCUCUUCGACGAUAACCACAACUCCUGCACCCACAAUCACAACAAUUCCCCUUACCACAACUGCCCCCUUUACCACAAUUACAAGCUCUCCUACUACAACUACAGCUUCUACUACCACAACCACAGCAACUCCCACUUCAACCACAACUGCCCCCACUACCACAACUCCCCCUAGCACCACAACAACAAGUACAACUUCUUCUCCCACAACCAUGACAACCUCCUCUACCACAACAAUGCCCACUACCAGUGCUCCCCCUACCACAACCACAACCGCUCCAACUACAACCAUCACUUCUCCUACAACAACCACCACCACCCUCCCUACCACACCACGUCCUACUACAGCCACAAUGACCCCUCCCACAACAAAAACAAUGCAGACUACCACAACCACAGCUAGUCCUACUACAACCAAAACUGCCCACACUACCACAGCUCCCCCUACUACAACAACAACAACCUCUCUUACUACAACUUCUCCGACCACAACAAUGCCUACUACCACAACUCCCCUUACCACAAUUACAACAACCUCUCCAACGAUGACCACAACUCCUCCACCCACAACCACAACAAUUCCCCUUACCACAACUGCCCCCUCUACCACAACAACACCCCCAACCACAAAGACCACAACUUCCCCUCCCACAACAAUGCCCAGUACCACAACUCCCUUUACCACAAUUACAAGCUCUCCUACUACAACUGCAACUUCUACUACCACAACCACAGCAACUCCCACUUCAACCACAACUGCCCCCGCUACUCCAACUCCCCCUAGCACCACAACAACAACCACUCCUACAACAAGUACAACUUCUUCUCCCACAACCAUGACAACCUCCUCUACCACAACAAUGCCCACUACCGGUGCUCCCCCUACCACAACCACAACCGCUCCAACUACAACCAUCACUUCACCUACAACAACCACCACAACCCUCCCUACCACACCACGUCCUACUACAACCACAAUGACCCCUCCCACAACCAAAACAAAGCAGACUACCACAACCACAGCUAGUCCCACUACAACCAAAACUGCCCAUACUACUACAGCUCCCCCUACGACCACAACAACCUCUCUUACUACAACUUCUCUGACCACAACCACAACAAUGCCUACUACCACAACUCCCCUUACCACAAUUACAACAACCUCUCCAACGAUGACCACAACUCCUCCACCCACAACCGCAACAAUUCCCCUUACCACAACUGCCCCCUCUACCACAACAACACCCCAAACCACAACGACCACAACUUCCCCUCCCACAACAAUGCCCAGUACCACAACUGCCUUUACCACAAUUACAAGCUCUCCUACUACAACUGCAACUUCUACUACCACAACCACAGCAACUCCCACUUCAACCACAGCAACUCCCACUUCAACCACAACUGCCCCCACUACCACAACUCCCCCUAGCACCACAACAACAACCACUCCUACAACAAGUACAACUUCUUCUCCCACAACCAUGACAACCUCCUCUACCACAACAACUACCACAGCUCCACCUACUACAACAACAACAACCUCUCUUACUACAACUUCUCCGACCACAACAAUGCCUACUACCACAACUCCCCUUACCACAAUUACAACAACCUCUCCAACGAUGACCACAACUCCUCCACCCACAACCGCAACAAUUCCCCUUACCACAACUGCCCCCUCUACCACAACAACACCCCCAACCACAAAGACCACAACUUCCCCUCCCACAACAAUGCCCAGUACCACAACUCCCUUUACCACAAUUACAAGCUCUCCUACUACAACUGCAACUUCUACUACCACAACCACAGCAACUCCCACUUCAACCACAACUGCCCCCGCUACCACAACUCCCCCUAGCACCACAACAACAACCACUCCUACAACAAGUACAACUUCUUCUCCCACAACCAUGACAACCUCCUCUACCACAACAAUGCCCACUACCAGUGCUCCCCCUACCACAACCACAACCGCUCCAACUACAACCAUCACUUCUCCUACAACAACCACCACAACCCUCCCUACCACACCACGUCCUACUACAACCACAAUGACCCCUCCCACAACCAAAACAAUGCAGACUACCACAACCACAGCUAGUCCCACUACAACCAAAACUGCCCAUACUACCACAGCUCCCCCUACUACCACAACAACCUCUCUUACUGCAACUUCUCCGACCACAACCACAACAAUGCCUACUACCACAACUCCCCUUACCACAAUUACAACAACCUCUCCAACGAUGACCACAACUCCUCCACCCACAACCGCAACAAUUCCCCUUACCACAACUGCCCCCUCUACCACAACAACACCCCAAACCACAACAACCACAACUUCCCCUCCCACAACAAUGCCCAGUACCACAACUGCCUUUACCACAAUUACAAGCUCUCCUACUACAACUACAACUUCUACUACCACAACCACAGCAACUCCCACUUCAACCACAACUGCCCCCGCUACCACAACUCCCCCUAGCACCACAACAACAACCACUCUUACAACAAGUACAACUUCUUCUCCCACAACCAUGACAACCUCCCCUACCACAACAAUGCCCACUACCACAACAUACUUUACCACAAUUACAAGCUCUCCUACUACAACUGCAACUUCUCCUACCACAACCACAGCAACUCCCACUUCAACCACAACUUCCCCCGCUACCACAACUCCCCCCAGCACAACUACCGCUCCAACAACAAGUACAACUUCUUCUCCCACAACCAUGACAAUCCCCCCUACGACAAUGCCCACUACCAGAGCUCCCCCUACCACAACCACAACAACCGCUCCUACUACAACCAUAACUUCUCCUACCACAACCACAAUGCCCCCUACCACAACCACAACAAUGCCCACUACCACAACUCCACUUUCCACAAUCACAACAACCUCUCUUACAAAAACCACAACUUCUCUACCUACAACCAUGACAACCCCCUCUACCACAGCAACGUACACUACCACAACCACAGCAAGUCCCACUACAACCACAACUACCCCCACUACCACAACAACCUCUCCUACUAUAACUACAACUUCUCCGCCCAUGACCACAACAAUGCCUAUUACUACAUCUCCCCUUACCACAAUUACAACAACCUCUCCUACUACAACCACAACUCCUCCACCCACAACCACAAUUCCCCUUACCACGACUGCCCCUACUACCACGACAACACCCCCAACUACAACUUCUCCUACAACGACCACAACUUCCCCUCCCACAACAAUACCCACUACUCCCCUUACCACAACUGCCCCCACUACCACAACAACCCCGACCACAACUUCUCCUACAACAACCACAAUGCCCCCUACCACAACUACAACUUCCCCUACCACAACCACAACAAUGGCCACUACAACCACUACGACAACUGAAGGAAAAGCAAAAGGAAACAACUGUAAUGGAGGGAGCACAGGGCAGUUUCAAGUCCCUGGUAAAAAUAACCAGUAUUAUGAUUGUCCGGCGAACGUCAUUGUGACAUGCCCAAGUGGUCAGGUCUUCAAGAAGAGUUCAAAUUCAUCAGGUUCAUGUGUAAAUCAGUAA
This is a messenger RNA of Centropristis striata (black sea bass), 6026 nucleotides long. Its product is annotated as mucin-2-like. The coding region runs from base 36 to 6026 and encodes 1996 amino acids. Gene Ontology annotation, biological process: carbohydrate metabolic process. Gene Ontology annotation, molecular function: chitin binding. The record is from RefSeq and is a predicted model, not a curated record. NCBI's taxonomy places the organism in Eukaryota, Metazoa, Chordata, Actinopteri, Perciformes, Serranidae. The transcript has 13 exons.